AUUUCCAUGGAUUUAUCACGCAUUUUCGUUCAACCUCAUACGUGGUAACAUAUUUCGCAAUUGUGCCUGUACGAUUCAGGAUUUUCCUCUUAAAAACGUAGAAUUGGUUUAAUUGUUCAUUAAGAAAAAAGUUUGUGUGUCUGUGAAUUGUUUAUAGGUGUAAAAAUGCUUCGGUUCAUAAUAUUAGCGGCGUUUCUGCAAUGCACAAUAUCUCAACAAUAUCAACAAAAAGUCGCUCCUGGAGUCCCCCCACAGAAUUAUCAGAAUUAUCAACCACCACCGCCACCUCCGGCUCCUCAUCAGCAACAAUUCCAACAGCCACCGCAGCAACAACAGUUUCAGCAGCCGCAACAGUUUCAACAACAACAACAAUAUCAACAACAGGUCCCUGUACAACAAGUACCUGUGCAACAAGUGCCCGUACAACAAGUUAAUGUACAGCCACCUCAUGGGCAUGGGCAUGGCCAUGAUCCACAAGUUUUGAAUGCAGCUAAUAUUGCCCAAGAAAGAGAUCACAUUCAAGAACACAUGGAUGUACCAAUUGAUACAUCGAAAAUGUCAGAUCAAGAAUUGCAGUUCCAUUAUUUCAAAAUGCAUGAUGCGGAUAAUAACAACAAAUUGGAUGGAUGUGAAUUGAUCAAAUCGUUGAUCCAUUGGCAUGAACAAGGGCAUAAACAAGAACCUCAACAGAAUCAGCCGCCCGCUGGAGAGAAAAUAUUCAAAGAUGACGAAUUAAUCAAUUUAAUAGAUCCCAUAUUAAAUAUGGAUGAUCAUAAUAGAGACGGUUAUAUAGACUAUCCGGAGUUUGUUCGCGCGCAACAGAAGAACCAGAAACAAGAUGGAUAGUUGCCAUAGAUUAUGCUAGGUGUCAAUAUUCCGUUGUCAUUUUGAUUAUCUUCACACAUUUUACGUUGUACUUGAAAUAUCAAAGUUAAAACCCUAUUCAAUGUAUUUUUGCUACAUAAUAAUUUUGUUUUAUUUAAGAACAAAAUAUUAAUAAAUUAAGAUCCUAAUGUAAAGAUAAUCAAAAUGAUAAAUAAAUUACUCGAAUCAAUAUUUAAAUGUUACGGAUGUGGUAGUGUAUAUAUAUCUAAGCACAAAUUGUAUUUUUAUUAAAUUUUUUUAAAUUGAUGUUGCAUACAAAUAUUGUCUAUGACAAUACAUAAACAAAUUUUACGUUUAAAAUUAUGCUCAAUGUUUUGUAUAUAUCUGAUAUUAAAGAUCUAUCGGUGCUCCUCUCGAAUUCAAACGAAUCUUUUCUUAAUUUAUAACAAUUGCAUUCCAAUCGGUUUUAAAAAAAAAUGUGAAGUCUUUACACUAUAGUCUAUGGAAUAUACUGUGCGAAUAUCUGUGUAAUUGAAUUUUAUGACAAUUAUAUUCUUAUAAAUAAACUAAUUUGCCAUCGGAAUAAAAAAAGUUGUGAAAAUGAAAAAAGCAGUAUUGUUUUGUGAUGAAAAAAACCUCAAAAAAUGAGACAAUGGUGCGAUUUUUGUAAUUUUUAGUUUAAUAAAAAAGAAGUUUAGCACAUGAACAGAUUUUGUUUAUUACAAGCUAUGGGAACAUCAAUUAUAUUUUUUAAUAGAAACCAGAAUUUACACUUGGCAUUGGUGUACAAUUCGUAGCCCCAUUUAUAAAUCACAAGUAAUUAUUAGUUGGAAUCGUAAAUUUUAUGAAUAGAGUUUUAAUAUACUUAAAUGAUUGAUGUUCUCACGGUAUGUAUUUUUGGGAAUUUGUAUAUUUUGUCCGUUUGUGUUGGUUGUGUAAAUGUUGGAUUAUUAAAUUUUUACAUUAU
Messenger RNA from Pieris napi, 1792 nucleotides. RefSeq names its product multiple coagulation factor deficiency protein 2 homolog. Gene Ontology annotation, molecular function: calcium ion binding. The record is from RefSeq and is a predicted model, not a curated record. The transcript has 6 exons. Bases 166 to 846 code for a protein of 226 amino acids. NCBI's taxonomy places the organism in Eukaryota, Metazoa, Arthropoda, Insecta, Lepidoptera, Pieridae.